UCACAGGCCACUGCCAGCAACAUGGAGAGUCAGCACUGCAUCUCUCCUGGGUCACUUUGUGCCCGGGUACUGGAAGGUACUGGUCCCCCCUCUCCAUACCCCCUCAUCCAUAAAGAGCCAUGACCCCCUCCCUGCUCUGGCCAUGCCUGGCUGUGCUGCCCCUCCUGUGCCCGGCUGUGCUGGGGACCCCUUUCCAGAAGGUGUUGGACCUGCUCGCUCCCGGAGACUCUUCUCUCAAUCUCACCUCUGUGACGGCUCUUAUAAAGCGGCUGGAGGAGCGUGUGCAGUGCGGAAACGUGUCGUGUGAAAAGUGUCUGACACCAGAAAUCCUCUUCUCUGCUGCGAAUCGAUCCUCGGAAUCAGGAUUGGAUGCGCAGGGAUUCUCUGCAGUGUCUGGAGGAUUGUUGAAUUAUGUUGCAGAUCCAGAACACGUCUGUGACAGUCAAGGGAAAUGGGUGACCAAUGUCCUGAAUACGGAAGGACGGGCAGAGGAAGUGACCCUACGUAUAUUGGCAUCUAUACUGCCUCACUAUAAGGCUGAGGACAAGCCUGAAUCCUGCCUUAAUGCUAAUGAUAUCUUGAACAUGACCUCUGACCCCAAUCACGUGACCACAGAAAUCCCGGAGGCCGUCCUCAGCACCGUUCUAGAGGGGGCCUGUGUUACGCUUCUGCCUCCUAGGGAAUACUUUCUACAUUACAUCUACAAGCAAAACACGACCCUCAGAAUGGACGUAUUUCGCUCCUUAAUGACUACGCUGAAGCUGUUGAACCAAGAUGACCACGAUCACGACCACGAUCACGACCACGACCACGAUCACGACCAUGAACACGAUCCUGACAAUAGAAAUCACGCAGAAAGCAGGAGGAGGAGACGGAGCUUAGGAGAUUCUGAAACCGCACAUGUUAUUCAUUGGGAUGAGACAUGUUUCAGCCCAGAUCAGAUCUUGGAUAUCCUUGGGGUGAAUGAGACGGUGGGGAUCUCUCCAGAGCAAUUUCCAGACAUCAGCAUCAGCCUAAUCCAACAGCAGCUCAUCGGCCUCUGCCCAAAGACCACGCCAAGCAGUGCCACUGACGGACAACUGAGCACUGCUAUGAAGUAUAUAUAUGCCAGCAUUGCCACGCUGUUGGUGUGCCUGUGCUCCCUCUUCGGCAUCACCAUCCUUCUCUGCACCACCUGCACCAGCGCCUACCAGUAUGUCAUCCAGUUCUUCGUCAGCCUGGCGGUCGGAUCUUUGACUGGAGAUGCCAUUCUGCACCUCAUCCCGCAGUUCCUGGGUCUGCAUUCACACAGCGCCACGGACAGUCAUGCCGAUCACGCAGAGGAGGAAGACCGCACUCACAUCUGGAAGCUGCUGGCAGUCCUGGGAGGUAUCUACGCCUUCUUCAUCAUGGAGAGUUUGUUCAAUAUACUGAUGGCAGAUAAGAAUGAAGAGGAAGAAGACCACAAAGGCCACUGUGACCACGGCCUGUCCCUGCAGAACUACCACCAGGAGCAGAAGAGACGGAAGCAAGAGAAACAAUCCUCAUCACAGGCAGAUCUGGUGAGCGCCGACAUCGAGAUAGAGAAGAGAACGCGACCUCCCAGGAGCCGCGAGCUGCGGAUGAUCCCGUACAUGAUCACCAUCGGGGACGCCAUACAUAAUUUUGCGGACGGUCUGGCUAUGGGAGCCGCAUUUUCAACAUCCUGGCAGGUGGGACUCGCCACCUCACUGGCCGUCUUAUGUCAUGAACUGCCGCAUGAGCUGGGUGAUUUUGCGGCUCUGCUGCACGCCGGUCUGACGGUGCGCCGGGCGUUGCUCCUGAACUUUAGCAGCGCGCUGACGGCCUUCAUCGGUUUGUACAUCGCCCUGUCGGUGGCGGCGGAUGAAGCCAUCCAGCAAUGGAUCUUCACAGUGGCCACGGGGCUCUUCCUGUACGUGGCCCUGGCAGACAUGCUGCCCGCCAUGAUGAAUGUGAAAGACCGCCGACCAUGGGUGAUCUUCCUCCUCCACAAUCUGGGUCUCCUCGUGGGCUGGACCAUCCUUCUGCUGCUGUCCAUCUUUGAGGACAAUAUCACCCUCUGAGGAUCCUCCUCCAGACAUUGUAUGGGAUCCGCCCAGCUCAGUCCAGUAUCAUGGUGGACCUCAGCUGUACCUGAAGAUACGUUCCUUCACAAGGGACUUUCUGGGCCCCAUUCAGGUGAUCAAAAAUUAGCACUUUCUGGACCCGCCCCAUGCGUGGGAUCCUCAUCCUUUGUCUUCCAAUCCUCCCUCGUCCUCAGGAUUUCACUGCUGUACUGUUUUGUGAUGAAUACAAUAAUUUAACCCCUUCAAUACUGGGCACUCCCCCUUCCUUCCCAGGCCAAUUUUCAGCUUUCAGCGCGGU
Molecule: messenger RNA, 2364 nt
Organism: Rana temporaria (common frog)
Lineage: Eukaryota; Metazoa; Chordata; Amphibia; Anura; Ranidae
Gene: SLC39A4
Product: solute carrier family 39 member 4
Exons: 12
Coding region: 120-2063 (647 amino acids)
Biological process (GO): zinc ion import across plasma membrane; intracellular zinc ion homeostasis
Cellular component (GO): membrane
Molecular function (GO): zinc ion transmembrane transporter activity
Source: RefSeq, a predicted model, not a curated record